Molecule: messenger RNA, 477 nt
Organism: Adineta steineri
Lineage: Eukaryota; Metazoa; Rotifera; Eurotatoria; Adinetida; Adinetidae
Source: the annotation of a GenBank genome assembly
AUGACGAAUCACCCUAUUUAUUUCUAUGAUCUUGAUGCACCAUAUGGUGAAUUUGGUAAUUUUUAUCCGGCUCCAUUUCAAUUAGAUGGACUCAUCUGGCCAACAACUGAACAAUAUUUUCAAGCACAAAAAUUUGUUUCACAUAAAAAGCAAUAUAGACAUAUUUUAGAAUUAGCUGCUCCUCGAGAAGCAUUUGAUUAUGCUCGAACUCAUGAUUCAUUAAAACGUUCCGAUUGGAAUGAUGUAAAAGAUGAUAUUAUGUUUAAAGCAUGUUUAGCAAAAUUUCAACAACAUCCAAAACUGAAAGAAAUAUUAUUAUCAACUGGUCAUCGUACUUUAGUUGAACAUACAGAAAAUGAUUCUUAUUGGGCUGAUGGAGGAGAUGGAACAGGAAAAAAUAAAUUAGGAAUUACUCUGAUGAAAGUUAGACACCAUCUUAGCCAUCAUCAUAACGAUCAUCAUAACCAUCAUCAUUAA